UCCCGGAAGUCGGCCAUAUUGGAUUGUUGACACUAGGAACCUGUUGGAAACCGUUAUAAAAUAUUUUCAGUUUUUCACAGUUCUCGAUCGGUUAUCGCAGUGUCAGACUAUGCCGUCGAGAGCAGAAGAUAUCAUGAAAGGGUUCAAGUUAAAUUGGAUGAACCUUAGAGAUGCAGACAGUGGGAAAAUCCUGUGGCAAUCUAGUGAUGAUUUAUCAUCACCUGGUGUUGAACAUGAGGCAAGAGUUCCUAAGAAGAUUCUGAAGUGCAGAGCUGUUUCCCGGGAAAUCAACUUUUCGUCAAAAGAGGCCAUGGAUAAAUUCAGACUAGAACAGAAAGUAUUAUUCAAAGGAAAAUGCUUAGAGGAAUGGCUGUUUGAGUUCGGGUUUGUAAUACCUGGUUCCACCAACACAUGGCAGAGUGUCAUAGAGGCAGCUCCAGAGAGCCAAAUGAUGCCAGCAAAUGUACUCAAUGGAAACGUUGUGAUCGAGACUCGUUUCUACGAUGAUGCCGUGCUAGUCAGUACCUCGAAAGUGCGCAUAUUUUACGUCUAGCGAACCCCCCACACCACCCUCCAUCUGUCAUUGUAAUGAAAACAAAUAUGCGAGACAUGGAACGAUAGCAUGUGCUGAAAGAUUGUGUGCUUCUUAGCUUAUGACAGAGAUCCUGUGACUGUGAUUAUGUUUAAUGCUCCAACAUUUGAGCCACGCUCUGUGAAAACUGGGUUAAAUGCAUGUGCCUAAAGUGUUUCUCCAGAUGCAGGCUUAUCAUGUAGGAAACUUUCUGCUUUUAUGGAUUUUUAUGCCUCUGGUAGGGUGGCAUAUAGCAGUUGAACUGUCCGUCAGUCCGUCAAUCAGUCUGUCAGUAUGUGCGUCCGUCCAAAAACUUUAACAUUGGCCAUAACUUUUGCAAUAUUGAAGAUAGCAACUUCACAUUUGGCAUGCAUGUGUAUCUCAUGAAGCUGCACAUUUUGAGUGGUGAAAGGUCAAGGUCAUCCUUCAAGUUCAAAAGUCACAAAAUACAAUCCAAGGGAAGUAAUAAGCUUUAAAUGGGAGAUAAUUUCUUAACCUGCCUAAUGAGAUAUUGAAAUUUUAUUUCAAAGCGGCUUGUGUUUCUGACAAACACAUCUCUUGUUUUGUUUAAAGACAGUCUCUUCUACAGGAAAAUCUUGUUGAAGCGCAUAGCCUGUGCACACUUCACAGGCUUAUCUGGCACAAUGCUUUAGGUACAUGCAUUAGGUCCAUUAUUCCAGAGGCUCAUUUGUUUACAUUCGGGCCCACAUUUGUUGAAUAUUCUUCAAUGUGUAGUACAUGCACAGUGUACCAGAGUAGGUUUGACUAACUUUUUUAUAGCAAUAGUGUGCAUUAAUAAAUCUGUUUUACACACAUUAAAUUUUGAAUGAAAAUUGUAAGUGAAAUAAUCACAAUAAAUAUAUAUUGCAAUAUUUUACAACAACAAUUGUGAUUAAUGAAGAAAGAUUUACGUGAGGAAAAAUCAAUAAAUAGGGCUGCUUCUCGUGUGAAAACUUUUUUAUUGGGCCUUAGGCUAUUUUUAGCUCACCUGUCACGAAGUGACAUGGUGAGCUUAUGUGACCGUGUGAUGUCCGGCGUCCAUUGUGCAUGUGUGUGUGCGUUCGUCCGUCAACAAUUUGUUUGUGUAGACAGUAGAGGUCAAAGUUUUU
Dreissena polymorpha is the source of this 1680-nucleotide messenger RNA. RefSeq names its product retinal rod rhodopsin-sensitive cGMP 3',5'-cyclic phosphodiesterase subunit delta-like. Gene Ontology annotation, biological process: sensory perception of light stimulus. Gene Ontology annotation, cellular component: cytoplasm. The record is from RefSeq and is a predicted model, not a curated record. The transcript has 6 exons. Lineage: Eukaryota; Metazoa; Mollusca; Bivalvia; Myida; Dreissenidae. The coding region runs from base 110 to 553 and encodes 147 amino acids.